Camellia sinensis is the source of this 1735-nucleotide messenger RNA. RefSeq names its product flotillin-like protein 4. Lineage: Eukaryota; Viridiplantae; Streptophyta; Magnoliopsida; Ericales; Theaceae. The record is from RefSeq and is a predicted model, not a curated record. Gene Ontology annotation, cellular component: plasma membrane; plasma membrane raft.
UCUCCAUAAAUCUUCCCCUAUUCCAAAUCUUCUCCAUAUAACUUCUUCCUCAUACGCCUAACACUCUCUCUCUCUCCCUCUCUCUCUCAUUUUUUCGUUCUCUCUAGAAAUCAAUCAAACCAUGUAUUUCAUCGCCGGCCCAUCAGAGGUCCUCGCCGUCACCGGCUGCGGAAUCCCCGGCAUCAAGCUCGCCAAAAAGAAGUGGCUAUCGGGCCAAAAGUUCACCCGAGUCGACAUCUCACCAGUCAACUACACCUUCGAAGUGCAGGCUAUGAGCGCAGAGAAACUCCCAUUCAUACUUCCUGCUGUCUUCACGAUCGGCCCCAGGGUUGACUGUGAAGAGAGCAUGUUGAAGUACGCAAAGCUCAUAUCCCCACACGACAAGCUCUCGAACCACGUCACGGAGCUUGUGCAGGGAGUCAUCGAAGGCGAGACUCGAGUUCUCGCUGCCUCAAUGACUAUGGAGCAGAUCUUUAAGGGGACUAAGGAGUUUAAGAAGGAGGUUUUUGAUAAGGUUCAACUUGAACUUGAUCAGUUUGGGCUUCAUAUUUAUAAUGCUAAUGUUAAGCAGUUGGUUGAUGUGAGAGGGCAUGAGUAUUUUUCUUAUCUGGGACAGAAAACUCAGAUGGAGGCUGCCAAUCAAGCCAGGAUUGAUGUUGCAGAGGCAAAGAUGAAGGGUGAGAUCGGUUCGAAGCAACGAGAAGGGCUAACAACACAAAAUGCAGCGAAAAUUGACGCAGAGACGAAGAUUAUAGCGACAAAGAGGCAAGGAGAGGGAAAGAAGGAGGAAGUAAAAGUGAAGACAGAGGUACAAAUAUUUGAGAACCAAAAGGCGGCUGAGGUGGCGGAGGCGAACGCUGAGUUGGCAACGAAGAAGGCGGGGUGGGCCCAGUUGGCCCAGCUGGCGGAGGUGGAAUCGGCUAAGGCGGUGGCAUUGAGGGAGGCUGAGUUGCAGAGGGCGGUGGAGGAGAAGAACGCUUUGACUCAGUUGGAGAAACUCAAGGCUGAGAAUUUGAGCAAAGCUAGCGUGGAAUAUGAAAUUAAGGUACAAGAAGCAAAUUCAGAGCUGUACAAGAAGCAGAAAGAAGCAGAAGCAGUUCUCUUCGAGGAGCAAAAAAGGGCAGAAGCACAGAAAGCAGGCGCCGAUGCAGCCUUCUACACUUGCCAACAGGUGGCAGACGGCGAGCUCUACUCGAAGAAAAAAGAAGCUGAAGGCAUCGCUGCCAUGGCAGAAGCCCAAGGCUUUUACUUGAGGAAUCUCCUCAAAGAAGCCAAUGGAAACUACGCGGCGGUCAGAGACUAUAUGAUGAUCAAUAGCGGUAUGUUCCAAGAGAUAGCCAAGAUUAACGCGCAAGGGGUGCAGGGGCUGCAGCCCAAAAUCAGUGUCUGGUCAGGUGCUAAUAAUGGUGGCGGUGAAGGCAGUGCUGGUGGUGGUGCAAUGAAGGAUGUUGCCGGAGUUUAUAGCAUGUUGCCGCCGUUGUUUCAGACUGUGCAUGAGCAGACUGGGAUGUUGCCACCAGCAUGGUUGGGCACGUUGCCUAGUUCAAGUUAAUUUAUACCUCUUCUACACAGUGAUUUUAGGUUCUCUAAGGUUUUCAAAACUUUAUUCAGUCUAUAUGGUCUUAUUGCUUUAUAUUUUGAGGGAUAGGUACAUAAAAAUAUACUUGGUAGUGUCAUGAAUUAUUAUAUAUAGUGGGUGUUUGCCGAGCUGGGUUUGGAGGACUUUUCGGUUAAA